Molecule: messenger RNA, 3087 nt
Organism: Acanthamoeba castellanii str. Neff
Lineage: Eukaryota; Discosea; Longamoebia; Acanthamoebidae
Product: ABC-type branched-chain amino acid transport system, periplasmic component protein
Exons: 21
Coding region: 1-3087 (1028 amino acids)
Source: RefSeq, a predicted model, not a curated record
AUGAUGCGCUCAACAAGCUUCGUGGGUGUUGUUGUCGUUGGUAUUCUCCUGGCCCUCGGCGCCCAUGAGGCCUGUUGCGCUUCGAAUUCUACCAUCGUGUUUGGCAUGUCGGCGCCGCGCAACACCGCCACGCAUCCAGCCGCCCACUUGGCCGUCCAAUUCGCGUCGGGCAUUAACCUGGCCUUCAAGGAGGUGAACGAGAAGUACGGCGGGGUGAACGGGCAUCAGCUCGUGCUACUGGUGCAAGAAGACAACAACACCCUCGCGAAUACCAUGGCCAACGUUGCAAACAUGAUAGACAACCUGAGCGUCUUCGCCAUCGCCGGGGUCAUUGGUGCAGAGCAGUCGCAAGGAGCGGCGUACGUGUGCGCCCAAAAGAACACCCCUCUCAUUGGCCCGUACGCGGGCAACUACAACCUCUACGCCCCCUUCAACAGAUUGUUCGUCAACGUGCGGGCAAGUUAUGCCGACGAAGUCAACACUAUGCUCAGCUUCCUCAGCACCGAGCUGCAGCUCACCAAGGUUGCAGCGUUUUACCAGAACGAGAGCAUCGCCCUGUUCGGCUUCAGCAACCUCACCCUCGCCUUCAACCUGUUCGGCCUUCAGGGAGUGUAUGACAAGAAUGCGGCAGUCAGUGCUCAAACCAUCGGUCCAGCCGUUCAGGAUGUCUACGCCAAUGGUACAGCCCAGCCCGAAGGUAUUGUCUGUUUCGGCUCUUUCGCGCAAAUCGUCAUGUUCAUCAGUAUGUGGCGGAACCUCAGCUCGACCAGUGGGUGCCUGCAAUGUCGUGACACCUACUUCGUCGUAGGUCCUGAGUUGUUCUCCGGUUUCCUGCAACUACAAGGCAUCACACCCACCCGGCCCGACGGAGCGCUCGCCCUGUACGUCACUCAGGUGGUCCCGUUCCCCGACCCAGCUCAGGCGAAGCCCAAGAUCGUGGCCGAGUACAUCAGCACCAAGGACGCGAGCUCGGAAAGUAACACAACGGCCUCCUUCACUGAGCUAGAGGGUUACCUCGUGGGUCGCGUCAUUGUCGACACUCUUUUCCGCUUGCGCUCUCGCGAUUCCACGACGUGGGGCACCUCGCCGAACUUCGACACGUCGACCGCGGCGGCCAGGGCGGUUCUGCGCCAGCUCUUCUUGGAGACCAUUUACGACGUCACCAACACGCUUAACAUCGCUGGGUACCCGAGCUUGAGUGGGUGGAGUGUGUACAUGACUGCCCUGGCUGGGAAUUACACCUACGUGCCCGUUGCGGACGGCGACUUCUCCUUCCCGGAGGUGUGUGGCAGCCAGACAUCCGACGUGGCCCGCCCCCUGAUCUUCGGUCAGUCGGCCGACUUCUCUUCCAGUACCAUUCCCACCACUCGCAACACGCAACACGCUGUGCUCACCUUGGUGACAGGCGACAAGGCAGUGGUGGCCCACAGAGUGCGGGCCGGCAUUCUGGCGGCAUUCGCCGGACGUAACGCGAGACAGAACGGCUACAACGGCCGCAAGCUGCGCCUCAUUUCCACCGACGAUCAGGGCAACAGCGCCCGUGCCGCCGCAAACGUCAACACGCUGGUCAACGAAAACGCCGUGUUCGGAAUCAUGGGAAGCGUUGGCGACAGCACGGUGACGGCUGUGACGGAUCUGGUGACCAGCCUCCAGGUGCCCAUGGUCGGGCCGAUCUCCGGCUCGCCCGACCUGCGCGAACCGUGGCGCGAGAAUGUGGUCAACAUUCGCGCCUCGGUCGUCGACGAAACGAAGCUGCUGGUGAACCACAUGGUGACCGGCCUCGGCAUGGUCCGCGCGAUGGCGCUCUGGUCGGACGACGCCACCGGCGCCAAUGGGCUCAAGGCUCUCAGCGACUCGCUGCGCGUCUUCGGCGCCAACGUCGUCGCCAACGCCUCAUACAACCCGGCCACGGGCAACGUCGCGCAAGCUUUCGCCUGGCUCGAUGCGGCCUCAAACAGCCUUGGUCUGGCCCCUCAGGCCAUCUUCCUCUACGGCACCCAGAACCCGGUGGCGCAGUUCAUUGUGCAGGCGCACUCGCGCUGGCCCAGCGCUGCCUUCUUUGCCACUUCUUCAGCCUCAGCCGAUGGCCUAAGUCAAACUGUACUUGAGCUCGGUGACACCGAACCCAUGGGACACCAGCCUUCCCCUGGUCGCGCAGUGCUCGACCUCCUGCCCGCUACCAGCAACCCGACCGGUCAGCAGUUUCUAGACGCCAUCUAUUCGCGCGAGCUCGUCGCCUUCCAGGGACUCCGUCUGGGUCCCUUCGGCAACACUGUGUGCACCAGGAACACGAUGGCGUGCAAGUGCAACCAGGGCCUGCACACGACGUGGACGACUAAGAUGAAUGCUACCUACGGUUGGGAGAACCUCCCCAAUAAUACCCUCGAGUGGACCACCUGCACGUCCACCUCCACUUGCGGCGACGGCGUAUGUCAUGAGGGAUCGGGUGAGACCGCUGCCUCGUGCCCGCAGGACUGCAGUCCUUGCGGCCCCUAUCCGUCGGCCAGCCACCAGGCCAAGCUGGAGGUCGGUGGAGCUGCGCUGAUUGUGACGGGCGAUCUCCGGAUGCAGGCGUCGUCGUCACUCCACGUGAACGCAACCAGCAGAGACUCCUACGGUUCCAUCACUGCUCUGGGGUGUGGAGCUGUGUCUGGCACGCUCGAGCUGAACAUCUACUUCCCUAUCGACGCGCCCAUCACCUUCACCCUGAUCUCGGCGUCCAAUGGCCCGUGCAGCUCUCACAUCUCAACAGCCCAGACAGGAGGGGAGAAGAGGGGGCCGACGCUAGCCUUCCGCGAGGUGCAGAUCAACUACCGGCGGCAGGAGGCGGGCCAGUGCGACCCGGAAUCGGAGACCCGGAGCACGUCAACCUCCUACGCGGUGCUGGUCACGCCCAGCACCAGCUGUGGCGACGACACCGCGGCCCUCAUCGCCGGCCUCACCGCAGGUCUAGUUGGCGGGGCUGUGGUGGUUGUGGUGCUGGUUGUCGUUGGCGCGGUGGCGUGGACCUGGUGGGUACGGAGGAGGCGCAUCAACGUGCGCGACAGCGUCAACUUCAGCAUCACCGACCCCAAUGACGGCUUGUGA